This is a messenger RNA of Ctenocephalides felis (cat flea), 840 nucleotides long. RefSeq lists its product as uncharacterized. NCBI's taxonomy places the organism in Eukaryota, Metazoa, Arthropoda, Insecta, Siphonaptera, Pulicidae. The transcript is spliced from 3 exons. The coding region runs from base 1 to 840 and encodes 279 amino acids. The record is from RefSeq and is a predicted model, not a curated record.
AUGCAGUGCUCAGGAAAGCUUUUCUUCUUAGCCGUGGUCCUUUGGGCCGCGUGCUUUUGUGUUUCGGCGGACAGAUCAGGCAACGUUCGACCCGAUCCUGAAGUUAUAAAACGUGCGUUUACUCGUGAUUGUGAUACCGGAUAUAGUCUGAAAUGCUUGAAACUGGAUGCAGUAUCCUUCAUCGAAAAAAUGGCCGAAACCGAGGAAUACAGUUUAUUGCCGGGCGUAAGUGUGGUCAAGGAUAAGAAUUCCAAUGAGUCUAAAACUGCAGACAUCGUCGCCGAUCUCGCUCGGAGUUUUCCUAACGACCCGGAUAAACGACUAGACGCUUUCUUAUUUGAAAAAGUGAAUAGUUAUGUGUCGAGCCACUCGUUGAGGCUGCGCCUAUUGCAGCCUGAGGCAGUCGCGGAGGCGCGCUCUAUUGUUACCGGUCGCGGUGGCGGCGGCGGCGGAGGCGGCGGUGGCGGAGGCGGCGACAAGAAGGGAGGAGGAAUGGGAGCUAUUCUCGCCCUUGGAGCAAUGAUGAAAGGUACCUUGGUGGCCGUUGGAAUGGGCGCGAUAGCAUUAGUCGCCGGCAAGGCUCUGAUGACCGCAUUGAUGGCUUUACUGCUGUCGGCCGUGAUCGGUUUGAAAGCUUUGACCCACCAUGAACAGAAGACGACGUAUGAAGUAGUCUCGAAGCCAAUUUACACCCACAGCCACACGCAUUCAUCCAGCCACGAAGAUCACGGCCACGGCGGCGGUGGCGGCGGAGGUGGUGGCGGCGGUCACGGACACUCCGGCUACGGCAGCUACGGCAGAUCGCUCAAUUUCGAUUUACCCCAACAUCUUAAGAACUGA